Molecule: messenger RNA, 1370 nt
Organism: Notolabrus celidotus (New Zealand spotty)
Lineage: Eukaryota; Metazoa; Chordata; Actinopteri; Labriformes; Labridae
Product: C-type mannose receptor 2-like
Exons: 6
Coding region: 88-1122 (344 amino acids)
Source: RefSeq, a predicted model, not a curated record
CGUAAGAGGAAUUUGCUGUAUCUUCCAAGCGGCAACCUCCAGGGUUAAAAUAUGAAGCCCGUGCAGAAGUGCUAAAAACUGAAGCUGAUGACGCCUGCAGCACUGUGCACCAUCGCACCACGAGUCAAACGCCGGUACCAUUUUUAUUACGAACACAAGAACAGGGAUGAGGCUCUGACCUUCUGCAGAGAGAAGCACACAGACCUGGCUACAAUCACCACCAUGGACGACAUGAACACUCUGAGGGGCAUGGCGGACCUGGGCAAGAUGGUGCACUGGGAUUUCAGCUUUAGAGCCUGGAUUGGGCUGUACGAUGACGUGGAGAGCUGGAGGUGGUCGCUGUCAGACCCCAGUUUCUACGACCCCGGAGAGGCCGGGUUCACACGGUGGUCCGCUGCAGAUAGAGUCAACAGCAGAAAACUCUGCACGACCAUGAAUAUGCACGGAGGAUGGGACGUUGCCAGCUGCACAGAAAGAUUCAAAUCAGUCUGCUGCAAUGUCACAGGUCCUAAUGUGACAUUCGAUCUCAUCCCCACCGACAUGACAUGGACCGAGGCCCAGAGCUACUGCAGAGAACACUACACAGACCUGGCCAGUGUGAGGAACAUGGCAGAGAACCAGAAGAUACAGAGCCUGGUGCCUUUUCUACAAAAAGCCUGGAUCGGCUUCUCCAGAGAGUCCUGGAAGUGGGCGGAUGGGAGUAACUCCUCAAUGAGGAACUGGAACCCCGGGCUUUCAGAACCCAACAACUUAUUUUCGAAGGAGUCUUGUGUGUCAGCGGACUUUGGCAAUUUUGGAAAAUGGGAGGACUGGCCCUGCGGAUACAAGAGAGCAUUCGUCUGCCACACUGCAGGGAUAUCAAAGCAAGUGUUCAGACUGAGUGUGCAGAAGAAGGACCCCUCUCUGGACCUCAACGAUCCUGCUGUGACGGACGACAUCUUAGAGCAGAUCAAACAGAAGCUGAAGGACGGGGGUCUGGAUGAAAACAUCAAACUGAGCUGGAGGAAGCAGCCGGGUGGAAACGUCUUCCAGAAGCUGAAGACCGAGGAGGAGGAGGAGAAGAAGAAGGAUGAGGACGACCUUGAAUGUCGUCAAGAGGACAAAAUGUUGUUCUUUCUUUAACAUCCUGGUGUUAGGGGUUGAGUUAGAGCUUCAAUAAGUGAAGUUAGAACAGUUUGUUGUUAUUGAAUCUCUUUAGUCAGUUUCUAAUGUAAUAAACUGUGUUGAGUUAUCUCUUGGCUUGUAGGACGAUGUAACAGGAGUCUGACUUUUCCUUACCUUUAGAGAUAGUUGAGAUGAAGUGUGUGUGUGUGUGUGUGUGUGUGUGUGUGUGUGUGUGUGUGUAGCAUCAGUCUCUGUGGCUGAUUCAG